CCAUAUAUACAACGCAUAAUUAGCACUUUCAACCACAACCAUGGCUUCACUCUCUUGCUCAGCCUCCGACUUAGCUCCACUCCUCUCCGCCUCCUCCACCGCCAACGCCACAGCGGCCGCCACCUUCCUCUGCUCCCAAUUCACCACCAUCUCCAACCAACUCUCUGAUGCUUCCUACGCCAUCAACAACACCUACCUCCUCUUCUCCGCCUACCUCGUCUUUGCUAUGCAGCUCGGCUUCGCCAUGCUUUGUGCUGGCUCGGUCCGAGCCAAGAACACCAUGAACAUAAUGCUCACUAACGUCCUCGACGCCGCGGCUGGCGGCUUGUCAUACUACCUGUUCGGCUUCGCUUUCGCAUUCGGCUCACCCUCCAACGGCUUCAUCGGUCACCACUUCUUCGGCUUAAAAAAUAUUCCAUCACUGGCCAUAGGUGAUUACAGCUUCUUCCUCUACCAAUGGGCUUUUGCCAUUGCCGCCGCUGGCAUCACUAGUGGGUCCAUUGCUGAGAGAACCCAAUUUGUUGCCUAUCUUAUAUAUUCGUCCUUUUUGACUGGCUUUGUAUACCCAUUAGUCUCUCAUUGGUUUUGGUCUAGUGAUGGGUGGGCCAGCCCGACCCGGCACGAUAAUCUUCUAUUCGGGUCAGGUGUGAUUGACUUCGCCGGGUCCGGUGUGGUUCAUAUGGUUGGUGGGAUUGCCGGCUUAUGGGGUGCUCUAAUUGAAGGCCCGCGUAUUGGGCGGUUCGACCGGACCGGUCGGGCCGUCAUAUUAAAAGGACAUAGCGCAUCAUUGGUUGUGCUUGGUUCAUUGUUGCUUUGGUUUGGGUGGUACGGGUUUAACCCGGGUUCAUUUUUGAUUAUAUUGAAAAGUUAUGGAGAGAGUGAAGGGUAUUAUGGACAAUGGAGUGCCAUCGGGAGGACAGCUGUCACGACGACGUUGGCUGGAUGUACUGCUGCUCUUAGUACUUUGUUUACUAAGAGAUUGUUAGUGGGCCAUUGGAAUGUGACAGAUGUGUGUAAUGGGCUUUUAGGGGGUUUUGCUGCAAUCACUUCUGGAUGUUCAGUGGUUGAACCAUGGGCCGCAAUCAUUUGUGGGUUAGUAGCGUCUUGGGUUCUGAUCGGGUUUAACAAGCUGGCUGAGAAAUUAAAGUACGACGACCCACUAGAGGCAGCCCAAUUACACGGCGGGUGUGGGGCUUGGGGUUUACUCUUCACUGGAUUGUUCGCAACGAAGAAGUACAUCAACGAGGUUUACCAGGGCGUGCCGGGCCGGCCAUAUGGACUCUUCAUGGGUAGUGGGGGGAAGCUUCUGGCGGCCCAAAUCAUACAGAUUUUGGUCAUUGUGGGCUGGGUCACAGCGACGAUGGGCCCAUUAUUUUAUGUUCUUAACAAAUUGAAAUUGUUAAGAAUCUCAAGUGAAGAUGAGAUGCAAGGCAUGGAUUUGACAAGGCAUGGAGGGUUUGCUUAUAUAUACCAUGAUGAAGAUGAUCAAUCAUACAACACGUCAUCAGGGUUUGCUCUGAGGAGGAUUGAGCCUAGCAAUGGAAGCCCCGCUAUAAAUGUUCAGAACACACCAUCUCCAAAUGUGUGAUCAAAUUAUGUUCUAGGUAAUAUAUUACUCUAUAUAUGUAUGUGUUUGUUUAGUGCUUGGUAGUCUUGAAUAUUAAAGCUGUGAAA
Molecule: messenger RNA, 1674 nt
Organism: Tripterygium wilfordii
Lineage: Eukaryota; Viridiplantae; Streptophyta; Magnoliopsida; Celastrales; Celastraceae
Product: ammonium transporter 1 member 2-like
Exons: 1
Coding region: 41-1588 (515 amino acids)
Biological process (GO): ammonium transmembrane transport; ammonium homeostasis
Cellular component (GO): membrane
Molecular function (GO): ammonium channel activity
Source: RefSeq, a predicted model, not a curated record